GGCUGGGUGGGUUUGUUUUGACAGCUUAAACCCAAGAUUGGGUAACAAAAUCCAGAGAGUAGUAAGAUGCUUUCCAGUCUUCAAACUGUUCUGCAGAGUGUGCCUGUUCCAAAGAAUCAAGCUUUCAGCAUCAUCUCUUAAAAGUUUGUAAACUGGAUUCGUUUAGAAAUUAAAUACACAAGGUAGUGCCUCUCCAUUCCAUGUAUAGAGGUCAACUGGACCGACAUUUUGAAUCUUACUUCAGCAUGAGUGACAGGAAAAAAAACCUCCACUGCACCUGAGGCAAAGGUUCUUUGGUAGGUGGAAAACAGUAGAAGAGAGAAACUAAAUAGUGGCUAGAGGGUCGGACUGAGGGUCGGGAAAUCUGGAUUCUAGUCUGUAAUUGGCCAUGGAAACCCACUGGGUGACUUUGGGGAACAAGAUGGAGUCUUCUGCAACACCUUUUGAUAUAACUACCUCACCAUACAAUUAUGAUGAUGGUGCAGAACCAUGUGAAAGUGUCACUGUCAAAAAAUUUACUUCUCAUUUCGUGCCAACGCUUUACUCUUUUGUGCUGAUAUUUGGACUGCUGGGCAACGCACUGGUUGUGAUGAUCCUCAUCCUCUACAAGAAACUAAAGAGCAUGACUGAUAUCUACCUACUCAAUUUAGCAAUCUCAGACUUGCUUUUCAUUUUCUCACUCCCAUUUUGGGCGUAUUCUGCAGCAGACGAGUGGGUUUUUGGAGAGCCAAUGUGCAAAAUUCUCUCUGGAACCUAUCUGGCAGGCUUCUACAGUGGAAGUUUUUUCAUAAUUCUUUUGACCAUUGACCGGUACCUGGCAAUAGUUCAUGCAGUGUUUGCAUUAAAAGCCAGGACGGUGGCCUAUGGUAUCCUCACAAGUCUCAUCACAUGGGGCAUGGCAUUGUUAGCCUCUGUGCCAGAGUUAAUGUUUCAAAAAUUACAAAUUCAGAACAAUCACUCAACUUGCACUCUAUAUUUCUCUCCUGAAAGUCAUGUCACAUGGAACCAGCUUUUGACGCUGGAAAGGAACCUCAUAGGCCUGAUCUUUCCAAUGAUUGUUAUGAGCUUCUGCUAUGCACAGAUCAUAAUGACCUUGAUGAGAUGCAGGAAUUAUAAAAAGAACAAAGCAGUGAAGCUAAUUUUUAUCAUCAUGAUAGUUUAUUUCAUCUUUUGGGCCCCGUAUAACAUUGCUCUUUUGCUCCAGACAUUUCAAGCAUCAUUUUCCCUCAACAAUUGUACAGAUCUAAGUAACUUGACUAUCGCAAUGGAAGUGACAGAAACAUUAGCAAUGGCCCAUUGUUGUGUCAACCCUGUGAUAUAUGCUUUUGCUGGUGAGAAAUUCAGAAAAUAUGUUAAUAGCUUUUUCCGAAAGCAUGUUGCUCUCAGUCUCUCAAAACACUGCCGAUUUUUGUAUGCGGAGCCUUUUGAACGUGCUAGUUCCACAUACUCACAUUCUACUGGGGAACAAGACAUUUCAGCUGUGUUGUAAAAGAUUCCAGAGAGAAGUAAAACUGACUUGUGUGAGUGCAACUUUCCAGACUCUCUUGCAUAUCAGGCUCUAAGGAAGGCUAUCAAAGGAUUGAAUCACUUGAGACAAAGCAGAUUUUGGGGCUCCAUCACACCUACUUUUUUAUCCAGUUUUCAUCCACAGUUUCCCCCUCUGUUUCCUUAGCGAGUUGAGCGCUGAGCACUUUCACUUCUGUGCACUGUUGUGCUUUUUCAGCUCAUGUAUCUUUUCACCUGGAGAGAUACUAUGCCGGUGAAAUCUCAAGCUUUCCCCUUGGGAAACGUUUACAGGGGAGGAGGAGUGAAGGUUUGUUUUGCUAGUUUCAAAGGGUGGGCAAAUGUACAAUUGUUUAAUUUUUUUUUUGUAAAGAUGGUCAGGUCCCCUCCUUUGCUCCAAGGUAACCAAAAUGCUUACAUCUGGGUUAAGUUUUAAAUAUAAAGAGAUCAAACUUGGCAUGGUGAUAGCCCUUAAGGAAGGCUUUAGCAAUCCCAAGUUUGAAUCAGAUUGGUUCAUUGAUUUUAAGGAAUUUUUAAAUGGAAAUUUAGAAAAAUGCUUACAUCUGCAUAAUUUUUAAAGAUAAAGAGAUCAAAAUUGGAACAGUAAUAUCUCUUAAGGAGGGCUUUCAGCAUGCCAAGUUUGAAUCAGAUUGGUUCAUUCCUUGAUUCUUUAUGCAUUUUUUAAUUCCCCCCCACUUAAACCCAUUUUCCUGGUAAUCUACAAAUGAGGAUUGAUCUUCCUUUCCUUUGAUCAUGUGAAGCUGUGCAUCUCCAAGUUCAUAAACUACAGAUCUGCUGGUUCCCUUACUCCAGAGUAAAUCCCAUUGAUUUCAACUGCAUUAACAUCCAAAUCAUUCUAAAAUCACAUGCAUGCUUACCUGUUCCUUUUUCUUCCCUAAGUAUACUGAAUGCCCUGUCCCCCUGAUCUAAAAGAGCAUUUUCUGCACUGACAUGCAUUAUGCUAUAAGGUCAGAGGCAGAGCUGAUUGACUGAAUUCAAGCCAAUUUAAAGGGGUGGUGGUGUCCAAUUUAAGUCACUGAUUUAAAGCUUCACAUAAGACGCAUCAUGAACUCCACCAAUCACAGCUCAGCACUCCCCAUUAAGAAUGUUCUACUGGAUAUUUUCUGGCACCAGCCUCCUUAUCAGGACAGUGGUAAUGUCAUAUGAUUUGUUAGAAAAGUGGUCUGUGCACUCUACAGUGAUUUUUAAGGCAGGACAAAAAGGCUGUUUGAGAAUAUCAGUGAAGUCUUUGGCAAGGGGCAGAAAGAAAAGAAAUGGGUACACUUGAUCAAGGUUUGGGGUUCUAGGGGAGCCUGGACUAACUUUACUUUUCACAGUAUUGUGAGUCUCCUUUUAUAUCAGUUAACAUAACAGUUUUGCAUGCUUUGAAUUUGGAACUACCCAAGUUUUUUUUUUAGAAUGGUACAUUUUGUGUCUGAUUACACAUUUUAACAAGUGACCAACAUAUCCACUUGCCACACAGAGCCUGGAUAAGGCCUUUCACAUUGAAUAUUAACUUGUAGAAACAGGGCCCAACACCUGGCUACAUUCCAGUAGUAAGGCAUUCCAGUGUGCUAUAUUUUAACACAAAUGUAAUCCAGGAAUAAAAGCUUGUUUUGUACUACAGUA
Messenger RNA from Elgaria multicarinata webbii, 3132 nucleotides. Its product is annotated as C-C chemokine receptor type 2-like. Gene Ontology annotation, cellular component: external side of plasma membrane; membrane. The coding region runs from base 389 to 1489 and encodes 366 amino acids. Gene Ontology annotation, biological process: positive regulation of cytosolic calcium ion concentration; immune response; calcium-mediated signaling. Lineage: Eukaryota; Metazoa; Chordata; Lepidosauria; Squamata; Anguidae. The record is from RefSeq and is a predicted model, not a curated record. The transcript is spliced from 5 exons. Gene Ontology annotation, molecular function: C-C chemokine receptor activity; C-C chemokine binding.